AUGGCGGCCGAGAUCCACUCGCGGCCGCACGGCACCCGGCCCCUGCUGCUCCCGAAAGGAGCCGGCCGGGCCUGCGGGCGUGUGUGUCCCCCCCUCGACAUAGAAAGACCCUGCGGGAAGGGGCCCAAAACCUGCGAGGAGGGGGCCCCCCAAGUCCUAACAAUCCGAGUAUGGCUGAAGAGAGACAGUGGGCAAUACUGGCCCAGCAUCUAUCACACUAUGUCGUCUCCAUGUUCAGCUAUGGCUUACCAUCACGACAGCAGACGAAUAUUUGUAGGCCAGGAUAACGGAGCUAUCAUGGAGUUUCAUGUUUCGGAGGACUUCAAUAAGAUAAACUUUGUGAAGACCUAUCCAGCUCAUCAGAAUCGAGUGUCUGCUAUUAUUUUCUGCCUGACAUCAGAGUGGGUCAUCAGUACGGGUCAUGACAAGUGUGUCAGCUGGAUGUGCACAAGAAGUGGGAGUAUGCUGGGAAGACAUUACUUCACUUCUUGGGCUUCAUGUCUACAAUAUGAUUAUGAAACCCAGCAUGCAUUUGUUGGUGACUAUUCUGGACAGAUCACACUUCUCAAGCUUGAGCAGAACACGUGCUCAGUUAUCACAACACUCAAAGGGCAUGAAGGAAGUAUUACUUCCCUGUGGUGGGAUCCUGUUCAGCGACUGCUCUUCUCGGGUGCCUCUGACCACAGCAUUAUCAUGUGGGAUAUUGGUGGAAGGAAGGGGCGAACAUUGCUGCUCCAGGGCCAUCACGACAAGGUGCAGGCUAUCUGCUAUAUCCAGCUGACACGGCAGCUGGUAUCUUGUUCAGCUGAUGGGGGAAUUGCUGUUUGGAACAUGGAUAUCAGCAGAGAAGAGGCACCUCAGUGGCUAGAAAGUGACUCCUGUCAGAAGUGUGAACAACCUUUCUUCUGGAAUAUAAAGCAAAUGUGGGACACGAAGACUUUAGGAUUGAGACAGCAUCACUGCAGAAAAUGUGGACAAGCAGUGUGUGGCAAGUGCAGUACCAAGCGGUCAAGCUACCCUAUCAUGGGCUUCGAGUUCCAGGUCCGUGUCUGCGACUCCUGCUUUGAGUCCAUCAAGGAUGAGGACCGUACUUCCUUGGCAACCUUUCAUGAAGGAAAACACAACAUUUCACACAUGUCCAUGGACAUCUCCAGAGGGCUGAUGGUGACCUGUGGGAGCGACCGGGUUGUGAAGAUUUGGGACAUGACACCAGUAGUUGGUUGCAGCCUUGCAACUGGCUUCUCUUCACGCUGAUCUCCCAACAGAGAGGUUUAUGCACCUUAUGUACAGCAAUAUGCAUCAAAUGAAUGAAAUCCUUCUUAAGAUACUACUGCAGACACUGGUUGCUUGGUUCUUCUCCUGCCACUCUUCCAGGAUGGACAGUCAUCUUUGUAGAGGACGCUUUUUCUGUUGGGCUCACCAGGACUCUCCUUGGUGUGGAAAUGCAGCUCCACAGCCUCUUGGACUAAUGAAAAAUGGCUUCCCUGCAACACAACACCCUCAAAAAGGACCCGUUGUUACCGGUUUACGUGUAGUGUUAACAACAUGCUCUCUCUGCUGAUGCAUCUUGUAUAAAUACCUUGUAGCUAAAGUGUUAUCAGCGUAAAACACGUUUAGUCAAUUCAAUUCGUGCAAAUAGUAAAGUAACUUAUUCUCUCUUCCAAAAAGCAAUUCUGUAGAAAUACUUUUGAGCAGUCACUGUCUAAACUGUCUCCAAAAGGUAUACUGGUUAUUCCUAUGGAAGGAGGAAAUACUUCUAAAAUGGCAGGUAGUUUCUUUCUGAUGAGAUAGUAAGAGAACCUUUGAUUGUGCAAGAUUUCCUUUAUUGGCUUUCUUGUAGUGUUUGUCUUCAAGUUCAGUUAUUAGUGAAAUCACUUUUGUGGGACACCUGUUUAGGUAGCUGGCAAAUCUUCAGACAAUUCUAAGCUCUUAAAUAGUUAGCAUAGGUAACAAACUUUUGUAGGUCUUAUUAAAAUGUAUAGCUCAGCUACGCUAGUUUAGAAACAGGUUAGAGGUAUGAACCAUAUGCUUUGACAGCUCUAUAAUGCUGUUAGAAUGGGAAGCUGAACAAAUCUGCCUUGUUAAGUGCAAUGGCUAAGAAAAAAUGGCCAGAUAAAGUUUAGAGACUUUUUCCUGUGGAAAGGCUGAUGAUUCUUUAAUGGUAAGCAAGCUGUCUCUGUUAAAGUGCAGCAUAAUUCUAAAUACUGCCUUGGUGUUGCUUAAAACUGACAAAUACUGAGGCUUUCCAAAGCAAUAAUUGCUGAGGUACAGAAGAGCUGCUUCCCCCACCCUGCC
Tinamus guttatus (white-throated tinamou) is the source of this 2295-nucleotide messenger RNA. The record is from RefSeq and is a predicted model, not a curated record. NCBI's taxonomy places the organism in Eukaryota, Metazoa, Chordata, Aves, Tinamiformes, Tinamidae.